AUGGGUGCGAGAAAGGCGAACGUGAAAGAACGACGAUCGGCCAGCUUGCGGAAUGAGGAAGAUGAGAAGGAGGAGGAUGAAGGCAUAACAAGACAGGUUCUCAGGGGUCUGCUCCGCAUCAGCAGAUCUGAAGGAAGUCCAACCAAGUCCAUUGAGGACGAUGACGUUCUGCGGACUUCCAGGACUGCCCCUGCUGCCUUUCACUCCCAAGAGAGCUUUUCCCUUGCUGAGAGACUGUUCUACCAAGGAUAUGACUACCUCGAUGCUGGAGGUCGAGGACGAAGUAUGGAGGAGGAAGGGAGGAGUGGUCAACGGCAGCAAGCUUCCAGGCGCGCGCAGCAGCAAGUGAACAGACUCAAGGAUGCCUCGAGAACAAUUGAGGAUUCUGAACAGCCUCUUGAAAGCAGGCAAAAAUCCGACACGAAUGUGGGAGUUGAAGAAAGGGACCUCCUUCCCUUCUCCUUGGAGGACUACCUUGCGUUUGACGCAGACAGCCGUGAAGAGUUCGAUCAGAAGCUGAGAAAGCAGUCGGAGAUGAACGAGAGGACGAAACACUUGUCCUUGUUUUCUCACCCCUACGUUGUGCGUGGUGGGGAGGAGGUACUCGUAAAGCGUGCAGUCACAACCAGGAUGACUGCACAUUCUAAGACGAGCAAGGUCAGCAAGUUUCACGCUCCUGAGCCUCAUCAGCUUCCUUCAACUGCACCAGCUGCUGUCAUUUCUGAUCCGAAUCGAUGGAUUGAUAGACAUUGGAUCAGUUCAGCCCAGGCUGCUCUCCGGAUUUCCAAUCCUGGUCCGUUGCCCUGGAAACAGUCUCGAGGGUGGACGUACGAUCCCAUCCGAAGUGAGUGGGUUGCUUCGGACAACAAGCCCAGCAAGAUAAGCCCUUCCAUGAUUGACCGGAGUGAGUACCUGAGUGGGAGAAUCUGGAACAAGAUCAACACCCCCAGGUUGCCAGAAAGCGAGAGAGUUCAAGUGAAGUAUCCUUACAAUACUAUUCUAACGAGGAAGCAGAUCAUCAACAGAAUAUCUUUCCCAGAUCCGGGACUUGUUUCGAAGCAUGAAUUUGGAAAACGGAGAGGGUGCAUAAAUCUGAAGGGACCCCGACUUCCGAAGAAGAAAGCUCAGAAUCAAGACCUAGACUCAGAUCGAGAUCUCUGCGUCCUUGGCAAGAAGAAAGACCGAAAUGCGAUGUUUGAUACCUACGUGCAAUCUACGCAAGAAGGCAAGUGA
Guillardia theta CCMP2712 is the source of this 1233-nucleotide messenger RNA. RefSeq lists its product as hypothetical. The transcript has 4 exons. Lineage: Eukaryota; Cryptophyceae; Pyrenomonadales; Geminigeraceae. The record is from RefSeq and is a predicted model, not a curated record. The coding region runs from base 1 to 1233 and encodes 410 amino acids.